Raphanus sativus (radish) is the source of this 1091-nucleotide messenger RNA. RefSeq names its product probable sodium/metabolite cotransporter BASS6, chloroplastic. Gene Ontology annotation, cellular component: membrane. Lineage: Eukaryota; Viridiplantae; Streptophyta; Magnoliopsida; Brassicales; Brassicaceae. The record is from RefSeq and is a predicted model, not a curated record.
UUCUAUCCUCAGAUACUUAAUGAGACGACAGCUUCUUCUUCUAUAGUGGAAACAUUGAAGAAAGCAAACUCAUUCUUCCUCACGUAGUGUUGGCGAGUACUCUCUUAGCUCUUCUCUAUCCUCCUUUCUUUCACUUGGUUCACCUCCAGGUACUUCGUACCUGCUUUAGGCUUCUUGAUGUUUGCGGUUGGUAUCAACUCAAACGAGAAAGACUUUCUCGAAGCUUUCAAAAGACCGAAAGCUAUACUCCUCGGUUACCUUGGACAGUAUCUCAUCAAGCCUCUCCUUGGUUUCAUCUUUGGCUUAGCUGCUGUCUCUCUUUUCCACCUCCCUACUCCUAUAGGUGCUGGAAUCAUGUUGGUCUCGUGUGUUAGUGGAGCUCAGUUAUCAAACUACGCCACUUUCUUGACGGAUCCAGCAUUGGCACCUCUUAGCAUCGUCAUGACUUCUCUAUCUACCGCUACCGCGGUCCUUGUCACGCCGAUGCUAUCGCUCUUGCUUAUAGGGAAGAAGCUGCCCGUUGAUGUGAAAGGAAUGAUAUCCAGCAUUCUCCAGGUCGUGAUCGCGCCAAUUGCUGCAGGGUUGCUACUAAACAAGUUGUUCCCAAAACUAUCCAAUGCAAUCAGACCGUUUCUCCCAGUUCUAUCGGUUCUUGACACGGCAUGCUGCGUUGGAGCGCCACUGGCGUUGAACAUAAACUCGGUUGUGUCUCCGUUUGGAGCAACGAUAUUGUUGCUAGUAACGAUGUUUCAUCUCUCGGCUUUCCUCUCUGGAUACUUCGUUACCGGUUCGGUCUUUAGAAACGCUCCAGACGCUAAAGCCUUGCAGAGAACAUUGUCCUAUGAAACUGGAAUGCAGAGUAGUCUUUUGGCACUAGCGCUUGCGACAAAGUUCUUUCAAGAUCCUCUUGUUGGGAUCCCUCCUGCAAUAUCUACGGUGGUAAUGUCAUUGAUGGGGUUCACACUCGUUAUGAUAUGGUCUAACGAAAAAGAGCAAAGAAUUUAAACAAUAUGAAAUUCUUAUAUUUAUGUACGAAAUUUUGUAACAUUAUAAGAAAUCGAUUCCACCAUAAAGGAUGGUUUGAUUAUAAA